AUGACCGUAGCCAGCAGCCGCAAUGGGAACCCCUCCACGGGCUCCCUUCAUAGGGCUGAAGAAGUAGACGAUCUCAUCGAUGCUGUGAAGGGUCUCAUUGUCCCCUACAUCAAAGCCGCUGACGAUGCCGCUGCAGAGCGUGCUACCGGCGACAUCGCCCCCAGCUCCUCCGGGGCCAAGAACAACGUUCUUGUGGACUUUCAGAAGCCUCAGGAGCUGGCACAGCGCCUCAAGUUUUCCUUGCCGAAUCAGGGUCAGGGCAAGGAGGGUUUGCUAGAGAUAAUCCAACAGGUCCUGCAGAACAGUGUCAAUACUUGGGACCAGGGGUUCCUUGAUAAACUGUAUGCAAGCACCAAUGCGGUCGGUGUUGUGUCAGACUUGGUUCUAUCCGUUCUAAACACCAAUCUACAUGUCUUCCAGGUCUCCCCCGCCCUCACAGUGAUUGAGAAGGCCACAACAAAGACACUGGCGCACUUAUUUGGCUUUGUCGGGUCACGGGCAGGCGGCAUCUCGUGCCAGGGCGGAAGCUCCUCAAACUUGACUUCUCUCGUUGUUGCUCGCAACACAUUGUUCCCCGAAUGCAGAACCUCUGGCAACGGUAAGCACGAUUUCGUCGUCUUUACAAGUGCCCAUGGUCACUACUCGGUCGAGAAGAGUGCUAUGAUAUGCGGCCUUGGCUCUAACAGCGUCUGGCCUGUUCCUGUCGAUGAGGCCGGAUGCAUGAAGCCUGAUGCCUUGAGGGAGCUGGUCCUCCGUGCCAAGGCUGAGGGCAAAACGCCCUUGUAUGUGAACUCCACAGCAGGAACAACUGUCAUGGGCUCAUAUGAGCCUUUCGUGGAGAUCUCCAAGAUCUGUAAGGAAUUUGGCCUAUGGAUGCAUAUCGAUGCCAGCUGGGGUGGCCCUGCAAUCUUUUCGUCAAAGCACAAGCACAAGCUUAACGGCGUUGAGCUGGCCGACUCCCUGACGGUGAACCCACAUAAGAUGAUGAACGUCCCCGUCACCUGCUCAUUCCUCCUCGGCCCUGACAUGAGCAUAUUCAACAAGGCCAACAGCACCGCUGCCGGGUACUUGUUCCACACCAACGAAGGCGAUGAUUUCUGGGAUCUUGCCGACUUGACACUUCAGUGCGGCCGCCGCGGCGACAGUCUCAAGCUUGCUCUGGCAUGGAUCUACUACGGCGCGGCAGGCUUUGAGAAGCAGAUUGACCACGCCUUCGAUCAGGCUGCGUACCUGGCCAACCUCGUCAAGCAGAGCGACAAUUUUGUCCUUGUGUCACAGGAUCCUCCUCCUUGCCUCCAGAUCUGCUUCUACUACGCGCCUGGCAGGGAGUUAUCUGACGAUAAAGAGGAGAACACACUCCGAACUAAGACGAUGGUCGAGAAGAUGAUUCUUCGAGGAUACAUGGUUGAUUAUGCCCCAGGACCCAAGGGCAGUUUCUUCCGCGUUGUGGUAAACUGCCAAACUCUACCGGGAACUGUUGAGGGCCUUGUCAAGGGCCUUGAAGAAGUUGGACGAGAAUAG
Fusarium sp. VM40 is the source of this 1521-nucleotide messenger RNA. NCBI's taxonomy places the organism in Eukaryota, Fungi, Ascomycota, Sordariomycetes, Hypocreales, Nectriaceae. The record is from the annotation of a GenBank genome assembly.